CGACCACCACCGUAUUAAGGGGCGUGGCAAAACGUCGAUCUUUAGUCACUAAAGUUUAGACAUAGUUUAAAUUGUCAACAAAAUGGCUUCAAUGUUUACUGCAUCAACUAGCAUAAAAAAAGCUGUACUUCUUAUCAAUGACCUUGAUGUCACUAGGUUCCCCCUUCUCUUGUCAAGGAUUAUUCAGAAACUUCAUUUAAAGGAAGAACGUACAUUUUCAGAUGAGGAGGAAGAAAAAUUGCAAGGUGCUUUUGGUAUAUCUUCAAAAGAUUUAGACCUGGUUCUUCAGACUUUAGAAUUCAUCUUGCAGCAGGCUGCCUACCACACAGCUAAACCUGCAUCACUCUCAGAGCAAUUAACCCAGCUACAACUUCAUGACGACAAGGUUGGUAUUAUUGUUGAUGCAUGGACCAAUGGGGCCAGAGACCUGGUCCAAAAGUUGAGAGAGCGGAGUGUACACCCUUGUCAGCUGGACACGGUUGACUGGAGACUGAACCUGCAGCUUGCCCAAGCCUCACAGUCCAAGAUGAAACUACCCAAUGCACUUUUUCAACUGGGAAUCAAAGAUGAAAACAAAGGGGUCAAUGAAAAUAUUUUGUUAGAGUUCACCCACCAAGAGCUGUAUGAAUUUUACAAUCAACUAGAGACCAUACAGAACCAACUGGACAGCCUGAGCUGAGAUGACCAUCGGCUUACAUGUUGGUGCUGGCUUACACGUGUGAUGGAGUGGGGGGCAAGACGUGGGGGAGAUGUGUGGAUCUCUGUGGGGCAGCGGAUAAAUGUGGUGGGGGUGGGGG
Physella acuta is the source of this 797-nucleotide messenger RNA. RefSeq names its product COMM domain-containing protein 10. Lineage: Eukaryota; Metazoa; Mollusca; Gastropoda; Physidae. The record is from RefSeq and is a predicted model, not a curated record.